Melospiza melodia melodia is the source of this 1301-nucleotide messenger RNA. It is a transcript of the gene TADA1, whose product is annotated as transcriptional adaptor 1. The record is from RefSeq and is a predicted model, not a curated record. Gene Ontology annotation, molecular function: transcription coactivator activity. Bases 22 to 1029 code for a protein of 335 amino acids. Gene Ontology annotation, cellular component: SAGA complex. Gene Ontology annotation, biological process: regulation of transcription by RNA polymerase II. NCBI's taxonomy places the organism in Eukaryota, Metazoa, Chordata, Aves, Passeriformes, Passerellidae. The transcript has 8 exons.
GGCCGCGGCGGCGCGGCCGCGAUGGCGACCUACGUGAGCGAGCUGGAGGCGGCCAAGAAGAGCCUGAGCGAGGCGCUGGGCGAGAACGUGAAGCAGUACUGGGCCAACCUGAAGCUGUGGUUCAAGCAGAAGAUCAGCAAGGAGGAGUUUGACCUGGAAGCGCGCAGGCUCCUCACGCAGGACAAUGUCCAUUCUCACAAUGAUUUCCUCCUGGCUAUUCUCACCCGCUGCCAGAUCUUGGUUUCUGCCCCAGAAGGUGCUGGAUCUCUGCCAUGGCCAGGUGGCUCUGCAACUAAACCUGGGAAACCCAAAGGGAAGAAAAAGAUUUCUUCAGUUCGCCAAAAGUUCGAUCACCGGUUCCAGCCUCAGAACCCACUGUCAGGAGCCCAGCAGUUUGUGGCAAAGGAUCCUCAGGAGGAUGAUGAUUUGAAGCUGUGCUCUCACACCAUGAUGCUCCCCACACGUGGCCAGCUGGAAGGAAGGAUGAUUGUCACUGCCUAUGAGCACGGGCUGGACAAUGUCACCGAGGAGGCAGUGACAGCUGUUGUGUAUGCUGUGGAGAACCACCUUAAGGACAUUCUGACCUCUGUGAUAUCCAGGAGAAAAGCCUAUCGUCUGAGGGAUGGCCAUUUCAAGUAUGCCUUUGGAAGCAAUGUCAACCCUCAGCCAUAUCUGAAGAACAGUGUUGUUGCUUAUAACAACUUAAUUGAAUGCCCCCCAAAUGCCGCCACACCCUCGGCAGGUCAGAGCCUGGCCCCCCCACCUGCCCCUGAUGAUGCUGAGCAGCAGGCAGCCCUGCUCCUGGCCUGCUCUGGGGACACCCUGCCAGCAUCCCUGCCUCCAGUCAACAUGUAUGACCUCUUUGAGGCACUGCAGGUGCACAAGGAAGUGAUCCCUGCACACACAGUGUAUGCUCUAAACAUUGAGAGGAUUGUCAUGAAGCUCUGGCACCCCAACCACGAGGAGCUGCAGCAGGACAAGAUCCACCGGCAGCGCCUGGCCGUGAAGGAGGGGCUCCUGCUCUGCUAGAGCCCUCAGCUGCCUCCAGCCUGCUCCUGGCACUUGGCAUUCAGGUGCUCCUUACAAACCUGUGUCUGCAUCUCCGGGAUGAUGUGAUUUAUGAGUCAGCUUUUCCUAUGGAAAUGGGACUGAGUUGUGGGACACUGCUCUGCUUCCCCAGAGUCACGUGCCGUGGAGGACUUGCAGCAACGCCACUGAAUUGGGAAAGAGAAACGAGACACAUUUGCAAGGACUGUUUUUAGGAAAAAUAAAUGAGAGUGGAAAGAGUUGGUUUUAAAUAA